AUGGCUCCUUCAAAAGAACAGAUGGAUGAAAUGAAAGAGGCAUUUACCCUAUAUGAUAUUGAUAGAGAUGGACUUAUUCCCUCAAGCCAUGUGGGCUCCGUACUAAGAAGCUUGGGUAUCAAUGUUUCAGAUGCUGAAUUAACAAAGUUAUCCAGCGAGAUCGGUGACGCUAUUGAUGAAAAGAAGUUUAUAAAUUUUGCUAAAUUAAAAUUAAACGAGACUGAAUCUGAAGAAGAAUUUGUGAAAGCUUUUACUGUCUUUGAUGCGGACAAUAGCGGUUACAUCGAAACUGCCAAAUUUGCCGAGUACAUGAUGACCUUAGGAGAAAAGUUACCUGAGCAUGAAGUCCAGCUGAUGGUCCAGGAAGCUGAUCCUACUAAUUCAGGUAGUUUCAAUUAUCACGAAUUCGUGCAACGCAUCAUGGCUAAGUAA
This is a messenger RNA of Schizosaccharomyces osmophilus, 432 nucleotides long. RefSeq names its product myosin I light chain Cam2 (gene cam2). Gene Ontology annotation, biological process: mitotic cytokinesis; actomyosin structure organization. Gene Ontology annotation, cellular component: myosin II complex; cytoplasm. The record is from RefSeq and is a predicted model, not a curated record. The transcript has a single exon. Bases 1 to 432 code for a protein of 143 amino acids. Gene Ontology annotation, molecular function: myosin heavy chain binding; cytoskeletal motor regulator activity; calcium ion binding. Lineage: Eukaryota; Fungi; Ascomycota; Schizosaccharomycetes; Schizosaccharomycetales; Schizosaccharomycetaceae.